Molecule: messenger RNA, 4252 nt
Organism: Lactuca sativa (garden lettuce)
Lineage: Eukaryota; Viridiplantae; Streptophyta; Magnoliopsida; Asterales; Asteraceae
Gene: HK3
Product: histidine kinase 3
Biological process (GO): phosphorylation; phosphorelay signal transduction system
Cellular component (GO): nucleus
Molecular function (GO): phosphorelay sensor kinase activity
Source: RefSeq, a predicted model, not a curated record
UUUACAACCAUAUUCUUCUCAUCUUUGCUUUUACAGAUGCUUUACAACUCUCUCUCUCUCUCUCUCUCUCUCUCUCUCUCUCUCUCUCUCUCUCUCUCCAUUCCUUCGAUCAUUUUCUUCCGGCAUUCAUUGAUUACUCACUCGAGAUCUUAGAGUAAAACCCCCUUCAAAUAAUUACUCACGUUCCUUGGUUUUUAGCUCAUAAUUAUACCAACCCCAGUUCAUUAAUUAGGGUUUAACCCUCUUUUCUCAUCAGGCUUCUUUUUUCUUGGUUUUGAAUAAGUAGACUUUUAAGAAUCUUUCUUUCGGUUGAUUCCUCCAUCUGGGUUUAUAGUAGUUAGUAGAACAUGAUAACAUAAUCCAUAUUCCCCCUUUCGAAUUUUGGUCUAUUCCUUGAUUCUCUUUGUAUGUGAACCUUUUCGCUCUGAACACCUACUGUAUUCUUAUAAAAUUCGGAGGAAUUUAGGGUUCGGAUAAGAUAGAAUCAUCACCCGUAUUUUGAGUUUAGAGAUUGGUGGUGAAAUCUUGCUCUUCCAAGUUUGAACUUUUUUUUUUCCUUUCAUGUUGGAUCCUUUGAUUGGACAGUUUAUAAAGAUUUGAUAGAAGGUUUUUCCUUUUUAUUGUUCUCCAAUAUUUUAGUUUAGUUUAUGUAUAUAUUCUUCUCAAACCAGCUGUUAUAAGUGGAACCCUGUUCAUAUUUAUACAUAUACUGUUUGGGAACUUAACUUUUUCUCUUUGAGUUACUUCUGUGGAUGAGUUUUAUCCAUCUAAUUGGAUUUGGCUUAAAAGUGGGACACCUUCUUUUGAUGCUAUGCUGCUCGUUUCUAUCAGUGAUCUCGGUGAAUCGUUUCACUAAUUGUAUAGAGAUGAAGCCUAAAAGUGGUGUGAAGAUUUGGAUGAAAUUUCUUGAGAUCUUUUCAGGGAACGCUUGCAAGAUCCAUCAUCACUACUAUCAAUAUAUUGGUUCAAGGGAAGUUAGAAAAGCAUGGUUGAGGAAGCUCUUGAUCUUAUGGUUUGUAUUUGGUACAAUUCUUUCGUUGUGGCUCUUUUGGUAUCUGAGAUCUCAAGCUAUGGAAAAGAGGAAAGAAACAUUAGCGAAUAUGUGCGAUGAAAGAGCUAGAAUGCUUCAAGAUCAGUUCAAUGUCAGCAUGAAUCAUGUUCAAGCUAUGUCGAUUUUGAUCUCAACUUUUCACCAUGGUAAAAACCCUUCAGCAAUUGAUCAGGAUACGUUUGCAAGGUACACGGAAAGAACUGCUUUUGAGAGGCCACUUACAAGUGGGGUGGCGUAUGCAGUUAGAGUGCUUCAUUCAGAAAGAGAAGAAUUUGAGAAGCAACACGGAUGGAGCAUAAAAAAGAUGACCCCAGUUAAUAAAGACGAGUAUAACCCUGAAGAAUUGGAGCCAUCACCCAUUCAACAAGAAUAUGCCCCUGUUAUCUUUGCACAAGAUACUGUUGCUCAUGUCAUUUCUCUUGAUAUGAUGUCUGGCAAGGAAGAUCGUGAAAAUGUUUUGCGUGCAAGGGCAUUAGGAAAAGGUGUCCUCACAGCCCCUUUGGAUCUUAUAAAGUCAAACCGACUUGGAGUUAUUUUGACUUUUGCGGUUUAUAAACGUGAUCUUCCCUCUAACGCGACACCAGAGGAAAGAAUCGAAGCAACUGAUGGGUAUCUUGGUGGAGUUUUUGAUAUCGAAUCAUUGGUGGAGAAGUUACUUCAACAACUUGCAAGCAAGCAAACAAUUUAUGUGAAUGUUUUUGAUACGACUAAUAUAUCGAAUCCUAUUAGUAUGUAUGGCACCAAUGUUUUAGACACUGGUUUGCAACAUGUUAGUCCUCUCAACUUUGGUGACCCCUCAAGAAAGCAUGAGAUGCGUUGCAGAUUCAAACAAAAACCACCAUGGCAAAUCUUGGCAAUAUCAACUGCUUUUGGAAUCAUUGUGAUCACAUUACUUGUUGGACAUAUCUUUCAUGCAACUUUAAAUAGAAUAGCCAAAGUUGAAGAUGAUUAUCACGAGAUGUCAGAGCUCAAAAUACGCGCUGAGGCUGCUGACGUGGCAAAAUCACAGUUUCUCGCUACUGUUUCCCAUGAGAUUAGAACUCCAAUGAACGGUGUUCUUGGGAUGUUGGAUAUGCUGAUGGAUACUGUUCUUGAUGUAACACAACAAGAUUAUGUUAGAACAGCUCAAGCAAGUGGAAAAGCUCUUGUUUCACUCAUAAAUGCGGUUCUUGAUCAAGCCAAAAUUGAAUCUGGUAAACUGGAGCUUGAGGCUGUCUGCUUCGAUCUUCGAGCUAUAUUGGAUGAUGUUUUGUCAUUGUUUUCAGGCAAGUCUCAAGAAAAGGGAAUCGAGUUGGCGGUUUACAUAUCCGAUAAGGUUCCGGAAACUUUGAUCGGUGAUCCAGGGCGAUUUCGUCAAAUCAUCACAAAUCUCAUGGGGAAUUCUAUUAAGUUCACGGAGAAAGGGCACAUCUUUGUAACAGUGCAUCGUGUUGAAGAAGUAAUGGAGUCGAUAGGAGUAGAAACCGAACCAUCAAAAAAAGACACAUUGAGUGGACUGCCUGUAGCCGAUAGAAACCGAAGCUGGGAGGGGUUCGGACCCGCAAUGGGAAUAUCCGAUUCCAUUACUUUGAUCGUAUCAGUCGAGGACACCGGCAUCGGAAUCCCAACCGAAGCCCAACCUCGGAUCUUUACUCCAUUUAUGCAAGUGGGCCCCUCCAUUUCCCGUAUACAUGGAGGAACCGGAAUCGGGUUAAGCAUCAGCAAGUGUUUAGUCAACUUAAUGAACGGUGAGAUCGGGUUCCAUAGCAUCCCGAAGAUCGGGUCCACUUUCACCUUCACCGCUGUUUUCGGGUUCGAUAGCAUCCCAAAAGUCAACGGCCAGUCAAAAUCAGAGUUUCAUGGCAUGAAAGCGAUCAUUGUCGACCCGAGACCGGUACGGGCGGAGGUAUCAAGAUAUCACAUCCAACGGUUAGGAAUGAAAGUAGAAAUCAUCCCGAGUUUGAUCAACAACUCGGUGUCCACAAACACAAGUAAAGUAAUUUUUUUAAUCGAAGAGGAUGUUUUGGAUCAAGAUUCAAGAACAAUAACUUUAAACCACAAGAUUCCGGCGAAGAUGUUUCUGUUGACGAAUUCAAUCGGUGGGUCCCGGAAAACCGGGCUCCCGGUGAUCACGAAGCCGUUGCGGGUGAGCAUGUUGGCGGCGGCGUUACAGCGGGCGAUGGGCGGCGGAAGCAGUGUGAGAAACGGGGAGGUCCCGAAAGUGUCUUUGUCAAAGCUGUUGGUUGGCCGGAAAAUAUUGGUGGUGGAUGAUAAUAAUGUCAACCUGCGGGUGGCGGCAGGGGCGUUGAAGAAGUAUGGGGCGGAGGUGGUGUGUGCUGAUAGCGGGAGGAAGGCUAUCUCGCUGCUAGAACCGCCUCAUUCCUUUGAUGCUUGUUUCAUGGAUAUUCAAAUGCCGGAAAUGGAUGGGUUUGAAGCAACAAGAAUGAUUCGGGAGGUGGAAUACAACAUGAAUAAUCGUAUGCAAAACGGGAAUAUAUCCAAGUGGCAUGUCCCGAUUUUGGCUAUGACUGCUGAUGUGAUUCAAGCUACACAUGAACAAUGCAUUAUCUCUGGAAUGGAUGGCUAUGUUUCUAAGCCAUUUGAAGCCAAUCAACUUUAUCAAGAAGUUUCUAGAUUUUUCCUAUAGUUGGAUGAACCUCAACCCCACACACAAAUUUAACGUGCGCCUGUUUUUUGAGGUGUUUUGGAAACGGGGUUCAAAUUCUUCACGAAGGAAACUAGAUGUGGUGACGAUAUAGUGUGUACAUAUGGAAGUCAUUUAUUGGUGGAGAUUUGUAUGUUUUGUAGAGCAAGUUAGAUACAGAAACCAAUUCAUUUUCCUCCACGUUGUUUUGAUCUAUUUGGUGGUUGACUUUGUGUGGUCAACUCAUGGACUCCUGUUGUUGUAGAGUUUGAAUUAGUCAUAUGGCAUCCCCACAAGAGAGGGUGAAGGAAGGAAGGAAGAAAGGAAGGAAUGUAUUGUGGUAUAUAUUUGUUGUAAGUUGAAAAUAAAUACGGUUACAUGUAUUUAGUAGUAAUAUAUACGUAUGGAGUACAAGUUUCAGGUUGAAGGUGGUUUUAGGACGCCAAAAGUUUAUUUGAUACACUUUGGUAAAUUUGUGUAAAUAAAUAUGCGAGCGAAUUCGGUUGUCUUUUUGAAUUUGGAAUAGUAUGUAAUGUUUUUUGUGGUCAUUGUAUGUAAAUAAAUUCCCUCAUUGAUGA